Messenger RNA from Cinclus cinclus, 400 nucleotides. RefSeq names its product ribosomal protein L36a (gene RPL36A). Gene Ontology annotation, cellular component: ribosome; cytosolic large ribosomal subunit. The transcript is spliced from 5 exons. The coding region runs from base 32 to 352 and encodes 106 amino acids. Gene Ontology annotation, biological process: translation. Lineage: Eukaryota; Metazoa; Chordata; Aves; Passeriformes; Cinclidae. Gene Ontology annotation, molecular function: structural constituent of ribosome. The record is from RefSeq and is a predicted model, not a curated record.
GCUUCCUCUCCGGGCCGCCGCCGCCGCCAAGAUGGUGAACGUACCGAAAACCCGCCGGACCUACUGCAAGAAAUGCGGGAAGCACCAGCCGCACAAGGUCACGCAGUACAAGAAGGGGAAGGACUCGCUCUACGCGCAGGGAAAAAGGCGCUAUGAUCGGAAGCAGAGUGGAUAUGGGGGCCAGACAAAGCCCAUCUUCCGUAAAAAGGCCAAGACCACCAAGAAGAUUGUGCUGAGGCUGGAGUGUGUGGAGCCCAACUGCAGGUCCAAGAGGAUGCUGGCAAUUAAGAGGUGCAAGCACUUUGAGCUGGGAGGAGACAAGAAGAGAAAGGGCCAGGUGAUCCAGUUCUGAGCAUCAUUCUACUCAUCGUUACGGACCAUAUUAAAGUAAUUGGGUUCA